Molecule: messenger RNA, 3027 nt
Organism: Venturia canescens
Lineage: Eukaryota; Metazoa; Arthropoda; Insecta; Hymenoptera; Ichneumonidae
Exons: 4
Coding region: 1-3027 (1008 amino acids)
Biological process (GO): DNA repair; telomere maintenance
Molecular function (GO): DNA helicase activity
Source: RefSeq, a predicted model, not a curated record
AUGCCUCCAACGUGUGUUCUCAAUAAUCUAUACGUUCAACCUACACCUGAUCCCCUUAAAGAUUUGAACGAAUUCGAAAGAAUAUUGAUCCAAAGAGCUAAAGCAUUUCAAACAGUUAUAAAGAUGGAUUUACUGGACACGGAUUUACGUGAAGUUGAAUUUCCAAUAUCCCAAGAAUGUGAAAGCGAUGAGGAUGUUGAUGAUCCGGAUAUGAACCGUGAUGAACGAGAAGAACAUAAUCGAGGUGAUGGCAUUCAAAAAGUAGCUGCAAACAAGCAAAUAGAUGGCCGUGUUGCAGCUUUGUUGACACAAAUGACUCCAUCCGAUUGCUUUUAUGAACAAUAUACGAUUCAUCAGAUGCAUGCUCCUAAAGAAAAUAAAACUGCAACGGAACUUUAUCAGAUGUUAAAGGCAAUAAUGGCUUUUCUUAAAUCGGACGAUAAUCCCAUUGGAAAAAUCAUACAUUAUGUUAUAAGGAGAGAGUAUCAGGGAAGAGGUAUGAUACAUUUUCAUUUGCUUAUAUGGAUAGAGGGUGCUCCGGUUCUUGGCAAAAAUUCGAAAGAAGAAGUCGCUGACUUCAUCAAGACGUACGUGACUUCUAGAAUACCGAAUCCAAAAAUUUCACCCGUUUUGAAUCGUCGAGUUACCACCCACCAAUAUCACCAUCACAAUUCUUAUUGUAUGCGUAGAAAAUCAGUAGGAGUGAAAGGUCAGGGUGGUAGUUGUAAAGUUUGUCGAUUUUCAUUUCCGAAACCAGUUACUAACGAGUGGAUUAUCAGAGAUGUUCAAACAUCCAUUGCUGGACGGCGAAAGUUAAAAUCUAAGUGCCAAUUGUACGAUAAUCCUCGGAGUCUCGACGAAGUUAAUAUAAACAACUACAACCCUGCCGUUUUAGCAGCCUGGGAGGGUAAUAUGGAUAUCUCAUUCAUAGGAGAAAAAUCGUCGGCGCUGGCUCGGUAUUGUACCAAAUAUCUGUCCAAAUCCGAAAAAACCCAUGCUGGAGAGACUUUUGAACAAAUCAAUAGUACGAAAUCUGUUUCCAGUAGGCUUUGGAAUAUUGGGUUACGUGCAUUGAAUAAUCGAGAAUGUGGUGCACUUGAAGCAGCAGAUACACUGUUGGGAUAUCCCUUAUUUGUUACCGAUCCAGAAACUGUUAUCAGAUGGGUUGACAUUAAUAUUGUUAGAAGUAGGCGGGUCAAGGCUCGUAAAUUAGUAGAGACCAUGGACGCAGAAUCGACAGAUAUUUUCUAUGAUGGCUUGAUCGAAAAUUAUCCAAAAAGACCUGAUGAAUUAGAUAGUACAAGUUUUUACGAUUAUGCUACAUGGUAUGAUAUCGUUAAAAGCAUGCCUCAACGGAAAGAUGUAGUAUUUUAUCAAAUUGGACCGGACUCGUAUCUUCGGAAACGCAAUCGUGGCUAUUUAAUUAACCAUUAUCAAUUCGACCCCUUGACUAAUCCUGAAAAAUAUUUCUACUCCUUACUGCUAUUAUUUCAGCCAUGGCGAUGUGUAACUGAACUCAAAAAUGGUAAGGAGACAUACACUGAAUCAUAUUUUUCCGUACAGGCGACAUUGCCAAUGGCUGCUGAAUACCAUGAGCGUUUGUCGGAAAUUGCAAAAGAUGCUAAAGAAAUGAAAGAAUUAAUCCAACAGAAAGUGGAUGAAAUCGAAAAGGAUCAAGAAAAUAAUCCAGAUUCAGGUAACCAAAAGGUUCCACAUGGGUGCGAUCCAAUCGAGGCUGAUGAUGCUAUGAAAGAUUUUAUUAAUUUGGGCGCGAAUGAAGCUCAUAAGGAAAAAAAUGUUUCAGAUAUGAUCCUAGAAUUGAAUGCAGAUCAGAAACGCAUAUUCGACUCAGUAACCAAUGCAAUAAAUUCUGGAGAAAUACUCAGAUUAUAUGUCAGCGGAGAGGGUGGAACAGGCAAAAGUUUCUUGAUAAAAACCAUAACGUGUUGGCUUAGACAAGUGAAAAACAAGGAUUCGGCGGUAACUGCUCCCACUGGGAUAGCUGCCUUUAACAUUGACGGAUUAACUUUACAUAGAUUGCUUCAGCUGCCCGUCGAACAUAAUCGUACACCGAAAUAUCGGGAGCUGUCGGAUGCAGCUUUGAAAGUCAUUAGGGAUAAUUUUAAAAACGUUGAUCUGAUAAUUAUUGACGAAAUAUCGAUGGUCUCAAAUAUUACUUUAAUGUACAUUCAUCUUAGAUUGACUGAAAUUUUUGACACCACUGACGUUGAAAAUGGCUGGUUCGGGAAAAAAAAUAUUAUAGUUUUUGGUGAUCUUCUACAAUUGCCACCUGUUCGGGAGGAACCAGUGUUUAUAAAGCUUUCAAAAGAAAAGGUUGAAAAAUUAAUUGGAUCGUUGAGUAGCAUCGAUUUGUGGGGCAAUUUAUUCAAGUACGAUGAACUAACAAUCAAUAUGCGUCAGAAAAAUGACGUAUCGUACCGAGAAAUGCUUUCAAAAAUCCGUUUGGGUUGCAUAGAUACCGAAAGUAUGCAAAUGUUAGAGUCGAGAAAGAUUGAAAUAACAUCUUCGAAUAUUCCUGAUAGAAUUAAGGAGUUGUGCGAUUAUAUAAGUACAUUGCAAACGGACAUAGUUUGUUUAAUGCCUACAAAUCGCAUGUGUGAUGUGUUGAACGAGGCAAUGUUAGAUCGGAUCCCGUCAAAAGAAAUCCACUUAGUCGCUGAAGAUUUAAUCGAUAAACCAUCGUUUAAAAAUAGGGUUACGAAGAUUUUACAUCGGUGGGAGGAUGACAUAAGUCAAACUGCCGGGCUCGCUAGGGUGAUUUCCAUUAAAAUCGGUUCCAAAGUUAUGCUUCGACGUAAUAUCGAUGUCACAAUUGGUCUCGUUAAUGGAACGAUUGGCGAGGUAGUUUCGGUCUCUGAAUCUUUGGAUGGAAGUACAAUUAAAGGAGUCACUAUCAAACUCACAAAUGGUAUGCAAUAUGAUAUAGAGCGUGUAAGCGUUAAAUUCGAAGUGGUCGACGGUGUUUACGUAACGAGGAGACAAUUUCCUUUGUGUGUUUACAUCUAA